CGAGGGUGAGUGAACUGAGAACAAAACGUAAAGUUAUAAGCCUAAACCCAAAAAUAUCUUAAAACCCUAAUUUUUCCCCUCUCUCGCACUGCUCUCCUGUCGAUACAAUAAUGGCGUCGCCUUCCUUGGACGAGGAAACAACGAAGGAAGUCCUUAGACAGGUAGAGUUUUACUUCGGUGAUAGCAAUCUACCAACGGACAAUUUCAUGAAAAGGACGAUUAGUGAGAGCGAGGAUGGCAUGGUUAGUUUGGCUUUGAUAUGCUCAUUUAGUCGUAUGAAGAAUCAUCUAAAAUUGGCCAAUGUGAAACCCGAAGAGGUGCCUGGAGAUGUUGUGAAAGCCGUUGCUGAAACUCUUAGGAAAUCGACUUUUCUGAAAGUCUCUGAAGAUGGAAAGAAAGUAGGGAGGAUUAAUGCCCUACUGAAACCAGAAGAGUUGAUGGAGCAGUUGGACAACAGAACAAUUGCUGCAUCUCCACUCGAGUAUCAAGCUAAGAGGGAAGAUUUGGAGAAUUUUUUUGGUCAAUAUGCCAAGGUUAACAGUGUGAGGAUGCCUCGUCACGUAGCUGACAGAAGAGUAUUUUGUGGCACUGCUCUGAUUGAGUUCUCGACAGAAGAAGAAGCUGAGAAGGUUUUGAAGCUAAGUUUAGCUCUUGCAGGAGUUCAGCUGGUGUUAAAGCCAAAGAAGGAUUUUGAUGCAGAAAGAGCCGAACUAUCAGAGAAAUUGGAAAUUUCUAAUCCUGCAGGGUCAAAUCCUGACCACAAUUCAGAUGCAGAUGCCAAUCCUGAUGUUUGUGGCUACCCAAAGGGCGUAGUUGUCGCAUUUACGUUGAAAAGCUUGGUAGCUUCGGACUCUAUGGCGCAUAAUGGUACUCAUGACUCCGUCAAAGAAAGUGCAAAUGGUUGCAAAAUAGACGGAGAUAUGAAUUCUUCAGAAAUCUCUACUAGUAAGAAUAAUGAUGAGUUUUCUGAAAAUGCCAAAGCUGGUGAAGAAAACCCUACUGACAAUAUUACAGAGAAUAAGGAGGUAGACGAAGAAAAUGGCUCAGAAAAUAAAGGAGUUGAGGGUGAAGAGGGAGAUAAAUUGCCUGAAGUCCUCAAGGAAAAGAGUGAAGAGAAAGUUGAAAAACCAACUGCAAAAUCUUAUAAAGACAACAAGGAUGUGGUUUUACGCGAGGAUAUUAGGGAAGUUUUUCAGAAGUAUGGCACUAUCAAGUUUGUUGAUUUCUCGAUGGGAGCAGAGUCAGGUUACAUCAGAUUUGAACAAGCUGAAGAAGCACAGAAAGCUCGUGCAGCUGCUGUCCUAUCUGAAGGAGGCCUUGUUGUGAAGAAUUUUGUUGCCACUUUAGAGCCAGUAACUGGUGAGGCUGAAAAGGAAUACUGGAGCAGAGUCCGGCAGGGAUUCAAGGGCAACCGAGGGAGGGGAAGAAAUCCCAGCAGGGGAGGGAAAUAUGGCCAAAAUCGCCGCCGCGCUAGAGAAAAUGAUUCUUCAUCAGGCCGCUCGAAUAAAGCUCAAAAGGUUGGAGCAGAAUGAGUGUAGUGAACAUGACUCAGUUUUGAGAUCAAUUUUUGUGCAGCACAAUUGGAGAAUAUGCAUGAAGGCCUAUGCCUGCUUGAUCUCCUGGUUACUUUUGUGAACUGUACUUUAUUAUUCAUAAGAUUCAAAAAAUGUUAGCUGAAUGAUUUCAGUUUUUAUUUUUGGAAUGAUUUCGACUUUUUUUAUAAUUUAUUUAUAUUUGCUAUAUAUGAAUGUACGUGGAAUUGACUUUUUGGCAGUACCUUAAUUAGGGGUGGCAAAA
Molecule: messenger RNA, 1797 nt
Organism: Tripterygium wilfordii
Lineage: Eukaryota; Viridiplantae; Streptophyta; Magnoliopsida; Celastrales; Celastraceae
Product: la protein 1-like
Exons: 10
Coding region: 111-1532 (473 amino acids)
Biological process (GO): RNA processing
Cellular component (GO): nucleus
Molecular function (GO): mRNA binding
Source: RefSeq, a predicted model, not a curated record